AUGUCUUUUUGUGGCAUAUGUAAUGAAGAUGUUGGUGACGGAGUACAUUGCACAUCCUGCGACCAGGUGCUACAUUUUCAUUGUGCAGGCUUAACCGAGGGAGGCUACAGAAAACUGGGCGCUGAUAGGAAACAAGCUUGGAAAUGCGGCAAGUGUAAACUAACAGGCCAGAGAUCGCCACAACCCACCGGAGAAGCAGCCAUUAUGGCAGAACUUAAAGCCUUGUCUGUGAAACUUGCUCCUCUGGACUCGCUUACUGCUGAGGUCAAAGCACUACGUGCCGAAAUAUCUGAGCUAAGAGCACAGGUCACCCUAACUAAUACGUCAAUAAAGGAAUUUAAUGACAGAUGUGAGAAGAUUGAAGACCGUCUUGCGCAAGUUGAAGGAGUUGGAGACCGGGUGACCAUCCUUGAAGCUGAACUAAGCAAAGUUAUAUGUGAAGCAAACGAUAAAUAUCAAUUUUCUCGCAUGAACAACGCAGAGAUAAAAGGCAUCCCUCAGUCCCAGAACGAGAAUUUAUUAGAUAUUAUUAGCUCAGUUGGGUCUAAAAUAAAUUAUCCCAUAAAUAGAUCUCAGAUAAACUUUGUUACCAGAGUUCCGACGAAGGAUAACACCCAACCAAAACCCAUAAUCGUGGCGUUUAUUAGCCGAUACGUGAAGGAGGAUUUUGUUGCAGCUGCGAGGGCGAAAUCAAGGGAAGUGAAGCUCAAUGCUAGUAUAUUUAGUUUCAAAUCAAAUAACAUGGUUUUCGUCAACGACCACUUGACACCGUCAAAUAAGGAUUUGCUCACCAAGGCGAAGAAAAUCGCCAAAGACAAGGGGUUUCUCUAUUCUUGGGUAAAACACUCCAAAAUAUAUUUGAGGAAAAACGACACGUCCCCAGUUAUACAGGUCAAAUCAGAGGACUUAAUGAAAAUUGUUUAA
Molecule: messenger RNA, 924 nt
Organism: Hyposmocoma kahamanoa
Lineage: Eukaryota; Metazoa; Arthropoda; Insecta; Lepidoptera; Cosmopterigidae
Exons: 1
Coding region: 1-924 (307 amino acids)
Source: RefSeq, a predicted model, not a curated record